Messenger RNA from Hipposideros armiger (great roundleaf bat), 916 nucleotides. It is a transcript of the gene CA5A, whose product is annotated as carbonic anhydrase 5A. The transcript is spliced from 6 exons. Lineage: Eukaryota; Metazoa; Chordata; Mammalia; Chiroptera; Hipposideridae. The record is from RefSeq and is a predicted model, not a curated record. The coding region runs from base 83 to 745 and encodes 220 amino acids. Gene Ontology annotation, cellular component: cytoplasm; mitochondrion. Gene Ontology annotation, molecular function: carbonate dehydratase activity; zinc ion binding.
GUGUGGAGGACUCUACAAAGUCAUCUGCUAAGGCCAGAGCGACCGUGCUCUCAGCUUCCCUGUGCACAGAGAAAUAGGAAUAAUGCUUUGCACCCCCUCUGGAAGGGCCCGACCUCUGUGCCAGGGGGCACCCGGCAAUCCCCCAUCAACAUUCGCUGGAGGGACAGCGUCUAUGACCCCCAACUGCAGCCUCUCCGGGUCUCCUAUGAUGCGGCGACCUGCCUCUACGUCUGGAACACCGGUUACCUCUUCCAGGUGGAAUUUGACGAUGCCACCGAAGGGUCAGCUGCAUUUAGUUCACUGGAAUUCUGUGAAAUACCGAAAUUACAAAGACGCUGUAUUGGGAGAGAACGGCUUGGCUGUGAUAGGCGUGUUUUUAAAGCUGGGGUCCCAUCAUGAGGCACUGCAGAAAUUGGUGGAAGUCUUGCCGGAAAUAAAACACAAGGAUGCGCGGGCAACCUUGGGCCCCUUCCAGCCCUCCUGUCUGCUGCCCACCUGCCAGGACUACUGGACCUACCCAGGCUCCCUCACCACUCCUCCACUCACCGAGUCGGUCACCUGGGUCAUCCAGAAAAAGCCCAUUGAAGUGGCUGCAAACCAGCUGGCCGCGUUUCGCAAGCUCCUGUUUUCGGCACUUGGUGAAGAAGAGAAGACGAUGGUGAACAAUUACCGCCCAAUUCAACCCCUAAUGAACCGGAAGGUCCAUUCAUCCUUCCAGGCCACUGAAGAGGGCAUCAGAUCCUAAAUUCAUUAUGUCCAAGUCCAUAGGUAGAACUGACUUUAAAAAGAGGAAGUGUUGUUUCCCCAAGGUUUCGUGGUCUGAUCAUCCAUAACCUCUGAAAUUAAAAAGAAACAGAGAUCAUUGUUUUAGUCAAUGUACUUUUCAGUUGCAAUAAAAAGAAUCACUUGAAAGAAG